Centropristis striata (black sea bass) is the source of this 4336-nucleotide messenger RNA. RefSeq names its product inositol polyphosphate-4-phosphatase type II B (gene inpp4b). Gene Ontology annotation, cellular component: cytoplasm. The coding region runs from base 282 to 3161 and encodes 959 amino acids. The transcript is spliced from 22 exons. The record is from RefSeq and is a predicted model, not a curated record. Lineage: Eukaryota; Metazoa; Chordata; Actinopteri; Perciformes; Serranidae. Gene Ontology annotation, molecular function: phosphatidylinositol-3,4-bisphosphate 4-phosphatase activity.
UCUCUCUCUCUCUCUCUGCCUCCCUCUCUCCCUCCCGCGGCUGCUCCAGGUCCCUCGCUGGUCCCUCUCUUCCGUAUUAGUUUCCAAAAGGCAUCUUUAAUGCUGCCAGAGAGCGCGCUGUGAGGCAGCAAGAAAGCGAGGCGAGCGGAUUGCUAUCUUUGUGACAGCUUUUCCGCUUGGCAGGCUGCGUGUGAGCCGGGGACCUGGACUGGACUGUGGUGUUUCGUGGAGGAGGUGGGAGAGGAGGUGGAGGAGGGAGAACUGAGGGGCAAGCUGGACAGAUGGAGGACGGCACCCAACAACUGGGACACUGCAUGGUUGACAUGAAGGAGCUGAGUGCCAACCCUGAAGGACUGACCGCUGCCGGUGUUUUUCUAACACCCAAGCUGCCUCAGGUGGAGUUCAGCCUUGCCUGUAAUGAUCUGGUGACCUCCGGCAGGGACAGGAAGCCCAAUGCUUUGGUCCAGGUGGCUGUCAUAGAUCCCCACAAGCAGAACCUGGUCUCUCAUGCCUGCACAGAGAUAGUGGAGGCGAACAAAGACCCGCUGUUUCUGACGGGGGUGACCUUCCCUUCAGAGUAUCCUGCUAGCCCGGAGACACUAGUCAAGCUAACUGUGUAUGAUGCAAAGGACAAGAGCCAGGAAUCUAGCAGCUUCCUGGGCAGCGCCACAUUUUCAGUAGGUGAUCUGCUGAGGGCUAAAGAUGAACGACUGACCUUGAGUCUCAGGUCAUCUGAUGGUGUAUGCACAGCAGGAACAGUGGUGGUGAGUCGUCUGAAGAUGGGGGAGAUGGAGGAGGUCGACGUAGACCACAUCACCACCGACAUACCAUCACACAAGUGUCCCUUGGUUUGUGAGUCUGCGUCCCAUGCCUGCAUCGACAGAGAAAAUAACCCACUUACAGGACCAGUGUUCAAGAACCCAAUAUGCAAGGUGUACAGAUUUCAGACGAUGGACAGCAAGUGGAUGCUUGUGCGGGAACAAAUGGAGGAGUGCACGUUGUCUUUUAGCAUCCCCAAACAGCUGCUCUCACUGUAUAUUCAGGAGGACAUGGGCAGGGUGCAGGACCUGAGGGAGCUGGGGGAGCUCUCCCCUCACUGGGACAACCUAAGAAAAGAAGUGAUGACCCGAUACGGAGGAAUCAUCAGCUCGUACCAGGAGACUUUGGCAGAACUGGACAAGAUUACUGGUCGUUCAUUCAAGCCAAGCUGCUGCAAAGCCCAGAAGUCUCUGGAGUUCAUCCCGAUAAACUUGCACACCCAGAGGAUGAGGGUGACAUGCCCCAGAAAAACAGAUGCGUUCUAUGACAUUGUCACUGUUGGUGCUCCUGCAGCCCAUUUCCAAGGGUUCAAAUGUGGUGGCAUGCAGCGUCUCCUUAGCAGAUAUGAAGGAGAGAAAAAGAGCUUCAGUACUGCCUACCAGUGUAUCUACUACUCCCCAGAGCACACAGCCAAAGCUCAGGAGGUACUCAGCACCAUGAGCCUCCUCCAGCCCCUCAUCACAAGCUUAGCGGACCAACUCCUCCAGGCCGCCCAGGAGCACUCUUCCCCUGGUCUGAGGGAUGCACUCAAGAACCUUUCUGACAAGACAGAGCAAUUUGUCCACACACUAAAGGAUGAAUUGGUCAAAAGUGCACUAUUGGCACUGCAUGCCGCCCGGCCCGGAUACGUUUCCAAGAACCAAAAGCAGACUCCGGUGCAGGGAGGCCAGCAUCAAGGCCAUAUCCACCAGGGUAGCGAGCAGAAUCAGAGCCCAGUCCAGGGACUUCCAGGCCACAGCCCGACCACGUCAAUCACUGAGAGCACAGCGGUGUGUAAUAAUGUAGAAGGAUCACAAACCACGACUAGAGGAGACGGUGGGCCGCUGAAGCACCUAGACUCCAUACCGCACCAUAAAGAGUACGACGAGGAGGAAUGGGACAGGGUGUGGGCCAACGUGGCCAAAUGCCUCAACUGUGUAAUCGCCAUGGUGGAUAAACUCCAGGAGGAGGACAACAGCAAGCAGGAGCCGGUCCCUGAGCAGCAGCUAGCUGAUGUCAUCACCUCACACAACCCCGGUGAUUGGAGGGAGCAGCUGCGUCCUCUGGUGACCAGGUUAAAGGAGUGUGUGAUGGAGGUGGUGGAGAAGGCAAAGAGAGCUAUGACCUUUGUGCUCCUGCAGGAGGCAGCCUGCAGCAUACCACAGGGUUUUCUCCUGCAACAGAGGCGAGAUGUGGUCUUCAGUCAGGCACUGGCAGCCUUAGCCUGUGGCUUCGUCAUGAGGCUGUAUGCAGGAAUGCAGGACCAAGGCUUCCUGAGGCAGCUACACCUGGUCGGCCUGGUGGCCCAGUUUGAGAGUCUGCUCAGCACCUACAGUGAGGAGAUCGGGAUGCUGGAGGACAUGGAGGUAGGAAUCUCAGACCUGCAGAGAGUCAUGUUCCAGAUCACAGAGGCCAAGACAGAUGACCUCAGUGACCUCCAGCCUUUAGUGUGUGGCCGACGAGACCACUUCACCGUAGAAGUGCCAUUACCACGACUGGUUUUCCAGACCUUGCCAGAGGAGAUCAAGGAGGGCAAGCCUCUGCGAGUAUUCCCGGUGCUGUUUAACGUGGGCAUCAAUGAGCAGCAAACAAUAGCAGAGAGGUUUGGAGAUAUCUCUCUACAAGAGAGGAUAAACCAGAAGAACUUUGAGAUGCUAGAAGCCUAUUACAAAUCAUUAAGUGAAAAGGUGCCACAAGAAUGUCUACCAUGUUUCCAGACACAGGCUGACAUAAAGAAAUUACUUGAAACCCUGGGCCAGAAUGUAGUUACAAAGAAGAGAAAGAAUGUGGAGAUACUGUGGAUUGCUGGAACGAUCUGCCGAAGGUUAAAUGGCAUCAGGUUUACCAGCUGUAAAAGUGCCAAAGACCGGACGUCCAUGUCUGUCACAUUAGAGCAGUGUGCCCUCCUACGGGAUGAACACCAGCUCAGCAAGGAUUUCUUCAUCCGUGCUCUGGACUGUAUGCGGAGUCGGCUGACCCAGGGAGACAUUGGGCAGUGGGAGGACCCUGAGGCUGGCGCCGUGACAGAGAACAAACCAGCGUCACGACACUUUUACCCCAUUGCCCUGCUGCUCGUUAGCUCCCACUUACUGGUUGUGUGGCUCAUUUUAAGUCUUGUUUUUCUGCUUGCAAAAUAUCAAUAAAUUGCUGACAAUGGCAUCUCUACUCACUCCUUUUUUCUCUGUGUUUGCUGGUUGUACUUUGAUGAGCGGUGGUUGAGGGAUUUGACUGGCUCUAUUGUAUCAGCGCGAGUUAUUUAUUAUCGACCUCGAGCUGUGGGAUGUUAAUCCCUGAGCAGCAGUGACAGAUUGAUUUCAGUCACAUGGUGUUAAGCGAAAUAACCAGCAAUCAAAUAUUUACUCUGUCUUGAUUUUCUGUAGGUCUUUCCUGAUUAACUUCGAGUUAGUCUUUAAUAUCUGACAAACACAAACUUUCCUGAGACAAACGCUUGCGCUAACUGCAUAUCAAUGCAUAAAGUUAAUGUUGAAUCUUCAUUUUAAGGUUGAAGCCUGGCAUUAAUCUAUAUUUUCCCUCUAAAAGCAGCAGUUGUUGUCCCUACUAGUACUAAGAAUGCAACAGUGCUGACAGAAGCACCAAAGUGGCGAUCUGAUUUAAGUUUCAACAACAUCUCGACCCACGACUACUAAAACAAUAAAACAGAAAAGCAUCGAUUACAACACACACAGUGGGAGCAGGACUUCAUUCUCUGCCCAGGACAACAUGACUCUAUAUGUCUACAUUACUAAUAUUUGUUUAUCGCUAUAAUAGUGUUUUGAGGAGCCACAUGAGAAAAAAAAAAUUUGAAAUCUCGACUUUGAAACUCGAGAUCUCUCGACCUAUGGGGUGUACCCAAUUAUUUGAAAAAUUAUUUAAAUAGAGUAAAUGAAGUUCACCGCUAUUCCACUAGGGGAAGCUUAACAGAUUUUGUACCACCUAGAGUUAAGACAAACAUGGGUAAAAAGUCAUUUCUUUAUGCUGGAACUAUUCUUUGGAACAGGUUACCUGGCCCACUUCAAUCAAUCUUUCAAUCAGAAGCAAACGCAGUUUUAAACAAAACUUGAAAAUGGUUUAAACACCAAUCUUAGAAUGUUGGCAAUCUGUAUCUGUCGUGUAUAUUUGAAACUGUAAUUUAUGUUUUUAUGUGGCUUAUGAAUGAUUGAUGCAUGUAUCUAUGUAUGUAUGUAAGAAUGAUACUUGUUUGAUUUAUGUAAGAUAUGCUGCUACUUGCCCCUGUCUCCUGCCUUAUAGGGACCACAAUGGAAAUAAGCCUUAGGGCUUUAUUGUGUCAUCCCUGACUAUGUUUUAUCUAUUUAUACUA